UGAUCAAUUCUUCCACUUUUUGGAGGUUGCAGAUGUGAGGCUUCCUUGUUGGUAGUAGUUUGCCAUUGUGACUGCCAGGUGGUCAACUGUCCUCCCAUAUUCUAGUACAAAAUGUCCAAAAAUCCAAACAUUCUCCAAAGUUGAAAAAGGCCUAAGCCGGAGGUGUCAAAUAACCACGUGGAUGUCUCGUGCUAACCAUUAAAACUGAAAGGACGAAAGGAAGGCAAGAAGCAUAAGAGUAACCGGGUACUUUGUGAUUUGUGAACAAAAGACAAUCACGGGGGGCAUAAUCAGGAGGUGGAGUGGAGUGGAGUGGAGUGGAUUGCAGGCAUCUCUGCGAAUCGGGCAGGAAGAUCCAACCAAGAUCCAAUUACGGCAUUGGUACUGGCUGAAGUCACUAAUGCACUAAAGAAGAAGCAAGCUUUAUAAUUGGAAAUGGAAAAGGAAGCAAAGAAGGAAGCUUUCAGGAAGUAUUUGGAGUCCAGUGGAGUUCUUGAUGCUCUGACCAAAGUUCUUGUCGCGCUAUAUGAACAGAGUGAUAAACCUUCCUCAGCGAUGGAGUUCAUCCAACAGAAAUUAGGUGGUCCAACUGUGGCCGAGUAUGAAAAGCUACGAGCUGAAAUAUCUGAUUUGCAGAUAAGAUUUAAUGAGCUUUCGGCAGCACACCAAGAUAAAUGUAGGGAGCUGGAAGAAUUGAAGAACUCACAUGCAGAGGGCUCUUCCAAACAGAUGAUUGAGGAGGGAGUUUCAAAAGAAGAUACUUGAGAAAGUGCAACAAAAUUUAACAGUUUGUGAGGAGUGUACAUGUAUCUGUAAUGGAUCUAUUUCGUAAAACAGUGUGAUGUGUAUGCCGGUUUCUUAGUUCUAUUUUAUUCAUCUCUUAUCUACUGUGAUCUGUGAGAGAUCAUUGCUGCAUCGGUUUGUCUGCUAACUGGAAAUAUGGCAAGCAAAGCUACUGACAUGUAUCACCUUGACUCGGUCCAUCAAUUUUGUCUA
This is a messenger RNA of Coffea arabica (coffee), 996 nucleotides long. RefSeq lists its product as uncharacterized. Gene Ontology annotation, biological process: regulation of DNA-templated transcription. NCBI's taxonomy places the organism in Eukaryota, Viridiplantae, Streptophyta, Magnoliopsida, Gentianales, Rubiaceae. Gene Ontology annotation, cellular component: nucleus. The record is from RefSeq and is a predicted model, not a curated record. Gene Ontology annotation, molecular function: transcription coactivator activity.